CUACUAUGCAGCUAGCGGUAUAUUUUCUCGCGGCCGCAGCUGCCAUUGGCUCUUCUACGUUUGCUUUUCCCUGGUUUAGAGACCCAUGUGCGGCUGGCUUUGCAAGUUUACCGCAUGGAAACAGACAAAACAGAAAGGAAGAUGCGAGCCCGGAAAUCUGCCAGUAUGAUAAAGAAGACAACACCAAGGCGCCUUUGAAAAAUAUUUUUAGCGCGUUGGACGGCAGUGAGAUCGCAGCAGUAACGAGUUUCCUUCACAAGCAGAGGGAACUCAACCUGACCGCUGCAGUAAAGGCAACAAGUUGGGACAAUACUAUUGACCUUGUUGAACUCUUGCAGCCAAACAAGUCGGACGCUUUGCCCUACUUGAAUGGCGAUGGCCCAGCUCCAGAUCGGUACGCUCGGGUGGGAAUCCAGUUCAAAGCUACGGAGGAACCAUACAUCCAGGACUACAUGGUCGGACCUCUCCCGGUCUCACAUCGAACAAAGGUGCAGCCACUGAAUUAUCUAUACAACAAAGGGGUUGGUAAGCAGCGCAUAUAUCACGCUGAUAUAAAUGAGGAAGUCGCGUUUUAUGCGAAGAUUGGCGCCAGCGUUGCGGAUAUCACACUCGAUCUCUGGAAUGGCACAUUUAUGGGCUUGCCGAAUGACACUGUGUUCGUCAAAGGAUUCGAACCACUCCAGAUUGGUAACCAAUCUGUUAUCACUUGGCUUCAGUUCUGGAGUUACCCAAUUGGCACCAUUGAUGACCGUGCUUCAGUGCUCCCCCUGGGCCUACAUACAAAGAUAAACAUAGCUGGAAGAGACCCGUCCAAAUGGUCAGUCCUUGGAUGGUAUUAUAAUGGUAAUUUCUAUAAAACCACUGAGGCAUUUCGUAAGGCCUAUUUCAGCCCCGGAUUUCAGAAGCGGGGUGCAAACGUUGAUGGUCUUUGGGCUCAGUUGAUGAGAGAUGGGAAACCGCGACCCCGGGAUACGCUGGUUGCUCCCGUACAAGUCCAGCCCCAAGGAAGACGUUUUGGUGUUGACGUGAAGGAGAAGUAUAUUGAAUGGAUGGGAUUUUCGUUGUAUAUCGGAUUUACUAGAGAUACCGGGAUAAGGCUUUUCGACGUUAGAUAUAAUGGCGAGCGGAUUGUUUACGAGCUUGGAUUGGAAGAGGCACUUUCACAUUAUGCUUCGGAUGAACCUAUGCAAUCAGGCGUCGCUUUUCUUGAUUCGUUGGAAGGAUUUGGUCGGGUUUCGUAUGAGCUUGUCCAAGGUUACGACUGUCCAUCCGAUGCCACAUUUUUGAACACCUCGUACUUCACGAACGAAGAGACACGCACCCAUGCAAACAGUAUUUGUUUGUUCGAGAUGGAUUCGGGCCACCCACUCCAGCGUUACGCGUCUUCAAACACUGUCAGUGUCACUAAAAGUUUGGUUUUCACUAUCCGAAGCAUCAGCGCGGUUGGGAAUUAUGACUUCAUAUUUGACUAUGAAUUUUUCCUUGAUGGCUCGAUACAUGUUACUGCCCGGCUUUCAGGAUACAUACAGGCUUCUUACUGGGCACAUAGCGGCGACUAUGGCUUCAGAAUCCGGGACAAUCUUUCCGGCUCCAUGCAUGACCAUGUGAUCAGCUAUAAACUGGAUAUGGAUGUUAAUGGUACUGCCAAUAGCUUGCUGAAGACAACCGUUGUCCCAACGAGGGAGAGGUACCCUUGGUCUGAUGGCGAACUAGUAAAUACAAUGAAGUUAGAAAAGACUUUCAUCGAUAAUGAGAGACUCUCGAAGCUCAACUGGGCACCAAAUUCGGCAACGACUUAUACAGUCAUCAACAAGGAUGCUAAAAAUAUAUAUGGAGAAUACAGAGGCUAUCGCGUUUCUCCCGUUACGAGCAGCACGACCUAUCUGACAGUGCAAAACUCGGAGAGCUUGAAGAGGAGUGGUGGUUGGGCAACUCACAACCUUUAUGCCUUGAAACGAAAGGAUACGGAGCCCCAUAGCACAUCUUCAUAUAACAAUCUUGAUGUUGGAGAUCCGGUUAUCGACUUCAAUAAAUUUUUUGACGGAGAGUCGUUAGACCAGGAAGAUUUGGUCCUAUAUUUCAACCUGGGGAUGCAUCACAUCCCAGAUACAGGUGACCUGCCGAACACGACUGCUGUUUCGUCAAUGGGCAUCAUUCCGCAAAACUUUCACCUAGAGAACCCGUCUCGAGCGACUCGCCAACAAAUCCGUUUGACCUUUGAGGAGGGCAAAGCAUCGCAGGCUGAGAUAUUUGGAAGUAGCCAUGCCACGUGUACUUUUGACAUGAAAAAUGUGAAGCCUAACCUAGCGGGCUACAAGGGUGACAUUGUGGUCCCGAAGUUCCCAUUUCUGUCGACCAACAUGUCUUUCGCACCAACGCGACCUGGUUCGCAAACGCGACCUGGUUCGUAA
Molecule: messenger RNA, 2411 nt
Organism: Coccidioides posadasii C735 delta SOWgp
Lineage: Eukaryota; Fungi; Ascomycota; Eurotiomycetes; Onygenales; Onygenaceae
Source: RefSeq, a predicted model, not a curated record